AACCGGAACAACUGCGUGCAGGCCUGUGACAACUCCAAACGUUUGCUAACUAUGCUAGUGGAUGCUUGUGUUUUGUAAUUCAUGUAGAUAUUUUUAACCCAUUUUGGGCGUUCGUUCUGACGAUGGGAGCUAAUAACAGUACCCGUCGUGUGUCGUAUGAGUCAGACGAGAACGAGAACGUAACUGUGGUGAAGGGCAUCAGGCUGUCUGAGAAUGUCAUCAACCGAAUGAGAGAACCUACCGUGGCGCCCCCCUUUGUCCCAAGUCCCAGGCCUGCACCUUCUCUCUCCUUGGUUCCUCCACCACCUCCCCCAGAGACCGUACCCUCACCUACGCACCCUUCUCAACCCGAGCAGGUAGAAGCGCCCACCAUCAUUGACAUGGUGCUGCCCUCCUCGUCACCUGCAGCUUUUGAGCCUCUGCCGCCAUUAUCGACCCCUGCUACUCCUCCUCCUCCUACUGUUGCUGCUGUCGAGCCGGUAACUACAAGUACAUGCUUCACUUCUCCCGCACCCGCUGAUGCAACCAUCCCCGCUGUAGUGAAUGCAAUAACCCCGCUUGCUCCUCCUCUAAUUGAGCCUACUGCUCCUUCACCUGUUGCAUCCUCUCCUGCUCUCCUGCUUCCUGAUUCACAACUCCUCUCCUCCCUCCCUGUUUCUGAGCCUGUCACCACCCUGCCGGCACCUCCACAGGCUCAGGCUCCAGCGGGGUCAGAAUCUUCUUCUCCUGUGCCAGAAUCUAGUCCAGUACCUCCGCCGCCACCUCCUGCUGCACCAGCCAUUGAUGAAGAAGCCCUGAAGAAGAAGAUCAGCGAUGAGUUGUAUGAAGGCCUGGAGAAGCAGAGAGUCAAAACAGAGCAAGAGCUGCAAGCCUGGCUGGAGGCCGAGAAGGCCCGCGCAGCGGCGCAAGCUCAGGCUGAGACCAAGCGCCACGUGGAGGACGAGGUGUCCAGGAUCCUGUCUGCAGAGCGCACCGUGGCCCAGGAGAGCAUCCAGCAGGCCGUCCUCAGGGAGAGGAUCGCCACCGAAGACGAGAAGCUCCGUGCUCAGCUCUAUCCAAUGUGAAGAGUUAUGCCUCCCCACGCUCAACUAUAACAGGCGGAACGUCUGCAGCCAUGCCACGUUACAGUUGCAGUCCAGGGCAAAAAAAAAGGUGUUUCGGAUUGAAAUUCAGUCCAUUGAUUCUGCAUCGCAAGGCCCAUCUUUGCUCAAUUAUAAGCUUUUGUUACAAACAUGAAUUUGUGCAAUUGAAUAUGGUUAUGAAAACAGCAUUAAAAUUAAUGUAACCAAAGUAUUGCUGAAUGUACUUUUUUUGACACAGCUUGACCAACAAUAUUGUUUGGUCGCUAAUCCAAUAAAAGAUUCAUUAAAAGUCCAUCCAAGAAAAGAUGAAAUUGGAAAAGAUGGGCGUGCAUGGUUAUAGAUCAAUUUGUGGUGUGAUUUAGGAUAUGACUUUUUAUUUUUAUUAUUAUUUUUAAGAAACUCUCUUCAACGCAAUAGCCCCUAAUUCAAACAACCAGUGGUUAGACCAGCACUUCCCAUGCGAGCUCCCCAGACAAUGACACAGCAGUCCGAAGGGGACGCAGCGCUGUAGCUGCAGCCCGUCCAACGUGAAAGUAACUUCACCACGGUACACCGCAGACAUGUCCGCAUGGUGGUGUUGCCGUUUCUUCUUCUUGAGGGUGGAAGGAGUCGAGUGGCAACCAGCUUUGUGGUGCAUAACCGCACCUAGCAUGUUGGAGUGUGGCCCAGACUCACGAACGUUAUAUGCCAACCGUAUAGGCCCGAUCUCGUGGCGGAAGCCGAUAUUAUCUGCUCUUCAAAAUACAGCGGAUAAGCAGCUGAUCCCCAUCCUGAAGAUCGGAUCGGGACAUUACUCUACUCCCCAUACUUGAAAUUGGAGAAACUUCUACUGUAAACAUACAGAAUAUACAUACGCAUGCAGUAUAGUUUUAAAUAUGAAUAUUUAUGUACACUUAUACAUGUAUAUUGGGGGUGCACACACUUUUUCAGAAUGCAAGAUGCAAGUCAGAAUGAUCCUUUUUUUGCUGUAAAGCAUAAAAUGUGUAUAAACGAUAACCUUACGGUAAAAAAUAGAAAUGAUCAGUAUUUCACAUUAACAGGUCAUCAAAACAGUUAAUAUGAUUCAAUAAUUCACAAUUCAGUUCAAUGUGGCAAUAAAUAUAAUGUCUGAAUAGUUGUGUACGUAAGCUGAGUAGUAUGUCAAUAAAAUAGCUACAUCGUAUUCAUGAGACACACUUCAUGUAUUGCGUCCAGUUAGCAUUUGCUAUCAAACAUUAGAGAUAUACAAGAAAUGAAAAAGAUUAUGCAAAGACAAUGCAGACGAAGUCAAGGCAGCAUAUUCAAACGCUUUCAGCAAUGGGCACAUUUUCCAAUGCGCCGUGAAAUAAUAGUUCCACAAACGAAAGUGUAGAAAACACACAUUUCUACAGAGGAGUUCAGGACGUGAAGCAAAGCCACUAAACAAUUGAUUUUGUGGACCGCUGGUCUGGUGUGGGUACACCCUGUGUUUGACUUCUGUGUGGUGUAUGUGAUGAAAGCCUAGCACCCUAUCCUUCAGACCUUCCUGCCAGCACUCACUCCCCCUACCCGUGACAAUCCUUCCAUCCAGUCAAUCCAGCAGUAAUUGAAACGUCACAGGAGCGUGGGCAGGGUUGCUUCUUGUCACUCACUGUUGUCUUCCACGAGAAGAAGGCAUGUUCAGUGUCAGGGUUCACACGUGUUCUGCCACUAGAAGACCAUGGAGAAGGACUUUGACCAGUGGAGUUAAUUGGGAGACUCGUUAGGCGUUCAUUGGAUUUAGGAGGUCAAUACCAGGGAAGGUUAGUAGCCAGAAAGACUGUUGUGUAAAAAAUAAGCUCACUCUUGAUGUUCCCCUGAAUGUAAUCAUGAAUAAUGAUAAACGCUAGCAUGCACGAUUAAUGUACUCUCUUCUUCACAGUCCGGAGUUAAUUAAAUCACUCAGGGAGCUCCAUCAUACCCCUACCUUUUUGGAUGUUGAACGACGUGGCCCCUCGCGCAGCCAAACCCCGGUCCAGUGGCCAAUCCAUCACUGGUCACAUGCUUUCACAGGCUGCAACCUUAAGGCGGUAUUUUCAAUCAAACCCAGAGCCAUCAAUCUCCCUGAGAUCCAAACUGGCCCGAGCAGGUUCUACCUGGUGGCAAUCCUUGGGUUAUUUGCUAGUCCAAAACAUCUUUUCUUAAUGCCCGCCGCAUAACAUCAGGAAGUUCUUAUAUGAUACUUGCAGGACGUAUAUGAAAGGAAAUGUGCAAUUCAUUCAUACUAGAGAUGUCACCAGACAAGACGACAUGAGAGUCGAAUGAAAAUAUACAUGACAAUAUAUUGCAAUCUACUGCUUUAAUUUCUACUACGUUACCUGCAUUGCUCCUCACACUGUGUAUGCUAGCCGCCCCGCCUCCACGCAUCAAGACAAACACACUGUAUGACAGACAAAAAGGCUCACUCCAUUCAUGCCGCUGGUCUAUGGAACAAACACGCCAAGGCGCUGAAACCAAUGCACAGGCUAAACCAUCUUCCUGCCUGUUUGGAGGCGGGAGACGAGGAAAACAGACACGCAUGCAUUAUUGAGUUCAUUUUCAUUCAUUGUCUGGUCAGUUCAUAGGCCUCGUGCCCACGAGAAAUCUUUCUGUCGUGUUUCUAGUACAGUAGUACCUCGCAUAACGUAAACCUCCUUUUACGUAAAUUCCACUGAACGUAAAGAAUUUAUGUACAUUUUUUGCAUCGUAUUACGUAAGGAAUUCCAUAUAACGUAAAGCGUCAAGUCCGUGCAAGCGACAGGGAGACUAACAGAGUACACUAGGUGACGCCUUCUGACUUCACGCUCUCAUUAGCUGAUUAUCGGGGCACCGCCUAUGCUCUCAUCUCACUGGCUGAUUAUCGGGGCACCGCCUACGCUCUCAUCUCAUUGGCUGACUUAUCCAGCGCGUCCAUGUUUGUGUGUGAGCUCCCUUCCUCAUCGUAGUCGCCCUUAAACUAGUUUGCAUGCAUUGAAAUCUCUUCUUAAUUUCAUGACUUUUAUUUGUGUUAAAAUGAGCGUAGUCAUGGGCCCUAAACCAAGUGGAAGUCGUAAGAAAAAAGGGAAAAGUUGUCGAUCGAAACGAAACAGGAAGUUAUGCAGAAAUUCUGAUGCUUUAUGCUCUCAUUGGCUGAUUAUCGGAGCACGCUCUCACCUCAUUGGCUGACUAAGACAUGCUGCUGCCUUCCUCAUCGUAGUCGCCCUUAAACUAGUUCGCACGCAUUGAAAUCCCUUUUUAAUUAGUUUUCUUUUCUUUGUGUUAAAAUGACCGGAGUCAUGGGCCCUAAACCAAGUGGAAGGGAUAAGAAAAAAGGGAAAAGUGUCGAUCGAAACAAAGCAGGAAAUGAUCCAGAAGCAUGACGGUGGUAUGAAAUGAAGUGAUGUUGCUAGACUAUACGGCCGUUCCCCAUCGACCAUACAAACAAUAAUCAAACUUAUUUAUUACCUUAUUUUAUCUUGGAAUGUUACUUUACUAUGUUUAUGCUGUUUUCUUAUAUUUUCCCACCCACAUUUUCCCAUAUUUGGUGUACUUAUUUUUAAUAUUUUGAAGGCCCAAAGGUGUGAGUUUGGAAAGAUCUUGGAAUGGAUUAGGCUAUUUACAUGUAUUUUACGCUUGGUAUAACAUAAAAACCCUAUAACAUAAAGGUUCUUGGAACGGAUUAUUUACGUUGUAGGGGCGUCUACUGUAUUCUGUAAAUUUCAAAUAUUCAUUUAUCAUAUUUUAUUCAUCAUAAUUCACAGAACAACAUGCCAAUGUUGUCAAAUGUUACUUUUCCCCUCAUCAGGUGUUCUAUUAUAAGCUUGGAUGCAUUUUUCCUACAUGGCUACCUUACAUAAACUAGUCUUCACCAGAUGCACUUUUCCUCCCCCUUCAUGUUUCUUGCUGUCGCAUUUCAGAUACAGACGACUGGACCAGGCUGAUAACAUGCUGACAAUUUAAUUUCCUCAGUAUUAAAGGAGACUUGCUGGGUUUUGAAUUGCUGCCCCUUGGUGGUAUUAAAAAAAAAUCUUUAAGAAUCUUUUUUUUUUGUCAGAUGAUGGGAAAAUUAGGAGUGGGGAGGAAAAAAAAGAUCGCGUAUUAUCUUUUGUUUGAGAUAAAAAAAGGUGUUGGGAGGGGGGUCCAUUUUUUUCUUCCCUCCUCUUUCUCUCCCACGCUCUCUUUGUGAUUCUGCUCGUGGACGGAAUCCACUGAAGCAUAUCUUACAUGUCGGCGGGCCCGACCUCACCGCUGCCCAGGGUGUGGUGCCCACACGCCGUGCCAGUAUUGGGGUGAGUCGGGAGGUCAGUGCUUAAUUGGCAGGCCAUUUGCUGGCACUCACCCUGUUAGCUAAUUGGCACUGCAAGUGGGCAUCAACGGGGCUGUGAAACGGCAGCUCGUCCAGUGAUUGAUGGAUGGAUGGAUGGAUGGAUGGAUGGAUAACGACGUCGAGUCAGCCUAGGCUGCACAGUAAACAUACUGCCUCAACGUCAAUGAAUGGUGAUGGGCGUUGUCAUUGUAUUGUAUUGUAUGUACUUUAUUUAUCCCACAGCGGGGAAAUUUACUUGUUACAGCAGCAAGACAAGUAAAGAGAACAGUGUAAAGAAAGCAUAGUGACUACAACAUGGUUCAGGUGGUGCAGGUGUUGUAGAGCCUGACAGCGGUCGGUAUGAAGGACCUGCGGAACCUCUCCUUCUUACACCGUGGGUGUAACAGUCUGCUGCUGAAGGAGCUGCUAAGGGAAACAACAGUGUCAUGUAGCAGGUGAGAGGUGUUGUUCAUGAUGGAUGUCAGCUUAGCCAACAUCCUUCUCUCCCCCACUUCCUCCACGGAGUCCAGAGGACCGUCCAGGACAGAGCUAGCUCGCCUGAUCAGUCUAUUUAUCCUGCUCCUGUCCCUGUCCGUGCUGCCCCCUCUCCAGCAGCCCACAGCAUAGAAGAUGGCUGAGGCCACCACAGAGUCAUAAAAGGUCCGUAAAAGAGUCCUGCACACACCAAAGGACCUCAGUCUCCUCAGCAGGUGAAGGCGACUCUGGCCCUUCUUGUAGAGGGCGUGGGUGUUGACGGACCAGUCCAGCUUGUUGUUAAGGUGAACACCCAGGAAUUUGUAGCUGUCUACCAACUCUAUGUCCGCUCCCUGGAUGUUCACCGGUGUAAAGUGAGAUGUUUUCCUCUGGAAGUUAAUGAUCAUCUCCUUUGUCUUGCUGGUGUUGAGCUGCAGCUGGGUAGGCUCACUCCAGCUGACAAAGUCCCUGAUGACCGUCCUGUAUUCCAGAUCAUUCCCCUCUGAAACACAACCAACAAUGGCUGUGUCGUCGGAGAACUUCUGGAUGUGACACUGUGUGGAGUUGUGUGUGAAGUCCGAGGUGUAGAGGGUGAAGAGGAAAGGGGAGAGCACCGUACCCUGAGGGGCACCUGUGCUGCAGAGUACCAUGUCAGACACACAGUGACGGAGCCUCACAUACUGUGGUCUGUUGUGGUCUGUCAUGUAAAGGGACAUUAGAUUCCACCCCAAAAGCAUAAUGAAGAGAUGACAUUUUAACAUUCAUUUUAAGAAAACAUCACUGAAAGUAGUCAAGCGCGUUUUUGAAAUGAAUAUUGUGACACAAAUUGAUGCCAAACAAGAUCUUUUUCAACAUUUUUAAGACCAAAUAAACCACUUUUAUGGUAAUAUGAUAAUAAUAAUAAUAAUAAUAAUAAUAAUAGUAUCCUUCAGUCUGUAAAGUUGCGAAAUUUUACGUUUGUGGCAUGUAUUUUUUUUCCUCACAGUUUGUACUGUCUAACGUUUGCAGCAUUUCUUGAAGUGCUGACUUUUCAGAGGCAUUAAAGAGCAGCAUUUCUUUUGUGAAGACUUUCUGUGCAGUGUCAUUUUUGUCACCACCGCAUAGACCUACACACACACACACACACACACACACACACACACACACACACACACGUGUGUAUAUUAUGUUGAAGACAUGCUACACUUACUUGCAUUUGAUUUUGUGUCCACCUGUUGACCAUUACAGGAGGAAUUGUAGCCCCUCUUUUUUCCUCAUUCAAUUUCUAAUAGUUAGACAUAAAUGAUUUAUUUUUACUAAAACUAGUUUAACAUAUUUUUAGUUUUUGUCGACUAAAACUAGACUCAGAUAUUUGAAGUUUUUGUUGACUACAACGAUCACAUAUAGGACUGACUAAAAUGUGACCAAAACAAGAAUACAGGUGAAUAUAUGGAGGCCGGUUCAUUUUCAUUUAUCGUGUGAUUCAUUCAUUAAUUUAUUAUUGCAAGACGAGAAAUUUUCGUUUUAUACCCAUGACAUUGCUAGUAAUAAAACAUUAUUUUGACGUUAUUUCAUUAAAGUCUUAAAUUCCCAGACAAAACUUUGAGACUUAAUUGAGUUUAUGUUACUAUUUGUUGCCUGUUCUAUUAUUUUCCCACCAGAAGGUGUCUUGUAUCUGCAUCAUGAACUCCUGAUCAAUGAAAGCUUCAUCUGUGUGUGUGUGUGUGUGUGUGUUUGUGUGUGUGUGUGUGUGUGUGCGUGCAUUUGUGCUUUUUGAUUUGAAUAGCGUGCUUUCGUCGGAACCUCCUUGCUCAUUCUUUCAUGAAUAGUUCCUCUUGCUUCUGACAAGUGAGUUGUAUCAGUUAGCUUCAGUGGAAGUGAAUGUUUCCGCAGGAGCUAAUGGUGCUGGCGGCUCGGGUUUUGAUUGAAGGCUGGAAAAACUUUGACAUGGAGAGAACAAAGACGGAGUGGCGUCAGGGAGGCUGUGAAGAGCUGAAAAAUCUGGGUGAUGUAUGUGCAGGAGGCAGACAGAGAAGGUGGGGAAUAAAUAGAGGCGCCUGGAAAGAGCAGACAAAAUACAGAUAUUGAUUUACCAGGCAGUUUUGAAACAACCUCCAAUUAGGAAACAAACACACACAAAACUGCAUAAAAAGUGCAAACUUUGAACAAGCCUCAAGGGGGAUACUUUUAGUACAAUGGCUCUACAAGAAGCUAUUUUGGGAAGGAAUAGGGUGAAAUAAGAGUCAGGCAGAUCAUCCAGGUGACCCUGGAUCGUGCAAUCUUGAUAGACAGAAGCUGGAGGUGGACGGCGAGCCCCCUCCCAGCUUCAUGAGGCCUCGGAGGACCACCUGCUGCGGAAUGAAUAUGCAUGUGUGCAGACAAGGAUGCAAGCAUAUGGAGGCAAGUAGGGAUCCUAAGGCUGCAGGUACAAGACAGCUGAGGCACAUUCAGUCGCCGCCGUGUGAGGUCCAGUGUCAGCAACACAUCCUGACGCUGUCGGUUUCUUGCCACAUGUGUCUUUGCCCGUGUCUUGAGUUGGACAUUCUCCUCACCUUCUACCUGACACAGGUUGUCCUCUUCUCGCCAGCAUUCACUUCUGUCCCCGGGGGCCUCUGUUGUCCAAAGCUAAGCAGACCUUCCUCCGCUUCUGGGUCUUUCAUAUGUCCUCUGCUGUCAAGCGAAGGAAUUUUCUGUGUGUGCUUCAAGAAGAAUGUGUUCAAUCUUUCGGCAUAUUCGGCACCUCAUCUGGCGCCUUCUUCUUUUUGACUUGCUAUGGGCCCCCAGCACUGGAGGCGACGUCACCUCUCGUCCAUUCAUUUUCAAUGGAACCUGCGCGACGGUGCGAUUAUCACCAGUCUCCGUCCAGCCAAGCAACACACGAACGUGCAGGUUCUGUGCUCAUGCAUGUCAUCGUGCACACGCUUGCUUGCGACGAGAUCCCAGAAAGUUGAAACUUUCCAUCGCGACGUUUCAUUGACCGACCAGUGAGCGGACAGGAUGCUAUUCAGUACUCUCUCGCAGGUAAACGGGGGGGGAAUACUUACCUAGAAAAGUAUGGACAAUCGGAAUUCAAGUAUGGAAAAAUAUUCAAGUUUCCAUGAUUGUUACCACUAUUCUGUUUUCUAAAAGAUAAAGUUAUGAAUAACGGAUUGAUCUGUUUUUCAAGGCACUUGCUAGGGCAGCUAAGAUGUUGGUAUCAGACCACACAGUGGACGACACAUCCCAGAAAGCAUUUGGGAAGAUUGACAAGUUGAAUGGCCAACGCUCCGCUCUUAUCCUCCUCCGACCCGUUGUACGAGCUACAUUACCUUGCUAUAAUCUCCUGGAAGUUCUAUGCUGACAUACAGGCGUACACAUUCAGCAUGAUGAAAACAAACCAUUAAUUCUAUAAUUUACUUACACCAUACUAGAGCUGCAACUAACGAUUAUUGUCUCAGUUGAUUCGUCUAAAGCUUGUCGUUUCCAUUAAAUAAGUAAUCGGUUAGGCCCUAGAUGGUGCAAACCAAGAUGAACUGAACACAAACAGUUAGUGGUUUGGUCCGCAACAUAUCACAAAAGAGGCUUGAAUGUCCCUCACUCUUUGCCAAAGUCAGAGCUGAAGUGUGUGAAUCGAUCGCAACUGGACUGUUCAGGUUGUCUUAGAAGACGUUUUGCCUCAUCAGGCUUCAGGCUUCAUCUGUUGAUGCUCAAUGGCUAGUUGGGCCAAACACUGACUAGAUAGGACAGCCCUAGUCUGAUACAAAGAUAAUAGGUCUGCUUUCAUGGAUAACUAAGACAAUUUCAAAAAUAUUCACAUUUGAGAGGCUGAAAUCAGAGGAUAUUUAUUUUUAAUCAAGAAACAAUUAAUCAAAUACCAACAUAGCUGUCAAUUAAUAGGAUAAUCGAUUAAAUAACUGAUGCAAAUCUAAUCUAUUUACUAAGUCUGGAAAAAGCAUGAAAUCUGGAAAUGUCAAAUCCGUAGGAACCCUGAGCCCAGCAUCCUGGUCGAGACCAUCUAACAUAUGCCCCCUCCCCCCCACGUCUUGGUAAUGAAGGUUCAGCCCUUCGUAUCUCAUGCGUGUUGGAAGUGACAGAUGAUCAGGGGGCCUCCAGAGGUUGCGCUCCCCUGAGCUCGCGACAAAAGGCAGCUCCACCUCGAGACAAUCAAUCAAUCAGUUUACACUGCAGGCGUCCGAUCAGCCACUUAAUCAAUCCGGGAGGGGGGGAUUGGUGUGGGGGCAGAUGUUGUUGCCGCCAGUGCAGCGGUGGCGUCGCCAGCAAAGGCUGUGGGGCUUGAGGUGUCAGAGAGUAGAAAGGAAAUUGAUUUUUCAUGUUUGUACCAGGAUUUUGCAAGCUUCUCAGAGAGUCAUUUCCCCAGAUGUGUUCCCUGCUUUCCUGAAAAUAUCUUUAGAAGAAGCCAGCCCUAGUUAUCUCUGAUGAGAUUAUAUAUUACCAUAAACCCCACUGUUUAUGUUUGCCCAAAAUAAACGAGCAUAUUUUUCAACAAAUUUUGGGGGCGACUGCAAAAGGGAUGUAAAUAAGGAUGUCCCAGGGUCAUUAAGCCCUCGUUUGUGGUCAAAGUCAAUGAGGUCCAGACUACACAAGGACACCACGUACAUCUUUUGCCCUUUUGGCCUCCUGGUCCCUGACCUGGGCAGGUCAGCCAUCUAACCCAAGAGGUCAUUGGAGCAUUACUGACUGUACAAAGAGAUCCCAAGGGACGGUAUCUCUUGUCUGGACCUGAGGUGUGCUGAUGGCUUUAUCUAGCACACUUCUCCAGGCAUCCUUCAUUUGUUUAGGGAUCAUUCUGGUUGCCAUUUUGAAUAUGACAUCUGUCAAUUGUCAUUCUUAUUCCGUCCACACUCUUGGCCUUCAUCCAUCUCUCACCUGGAAGCUACACCUUGACCAUGCCAAUUAGCACCAAAGCACGGUCACAUUGCGCUGCCCUUUGACCCUCCCCUCCUCCUCCCUUCGUGUAGGAGCACAUAGUGGACUCCUCGGGUGUGCAGCUUUGCUGUCGGGUUGUCACGGGUUCCCAAAGGUUUGUUAUAGAUGGGCCCCCGGUGAGCAGCUCUGACCCCGCCGUGCUGCAGCACUCGCUUGGACGGCGUGAGGGAGCAUUGAUUGUGAUGUUACUCCUGACAGGGGUGAGUCGGACUAGAGAAAGGUGGGGCGAGGCAGAAGGCACCGAGGUUAUGGAUGAUGCGCUGUUAGAUAAUGUGAUGAUUUCAUUUGAGCACAAUCGAUCUUGGCAGCCUGCAUCUGCUGUGAUUUAUAUGCAUCAAGUGUAACUUUAAGUCUUCUCAUUAUAUGACAAUGCAGAUGUCUUCAUCAUUGAGGUGUGAAAUGAGGAAUGCAUGCCGAAUUGCUGAUUCUUUCUCCCCCGAGGGAGCCAUGGAUUUGUUUUCAUUUAUGUAGAAACUGAGCCAAAAUGUAUUAAAAGUUUGAUUGAUCCAGAGUUCCUCUCAAGACUGCGGAACCCCGCAUCCGAUUUCCUGCUGUGGUAUUACUUUUGGUGUCAGAACACCCCACCAAAUCCGUGGGGGGUAGCACAAUCUCUCUGCCAUCCUCCACCUUGGCUCAAACUUGCAGGUAGUUAAAAAAAAAAAAAACAUGGUUGUCCUUAAUUAUUCACCAGCUGGCUAAUUGAUAUUCACCUCGCCUAAAGGAUCCGUUUAAUCUGACCACCACAGUCUCGGUUCUAUUGCCUUGUCACCCUGAGCCAUUGUGCUACCAUACUUAAUAGGAACCCAGGAGAGGGUGGCCACAAGUUGAGGGCGAUUUACAAGUUCACGCUUUAUUACGUUUUAAAUACUGCAGCCAUGUUUCGCUCUCUCUCUGGUCAUGUGAAAGUCUGUUUGUCUUUCCAGAAGUGAGUUCUCUGUCCAAAGCUUUUAUCCUUUUUACUUUUGAAAUUGCGUUAGCGAUCGUGAAAGUGCGAGCUCAGUGGCGUAUGAAACAACCGCGUUUUCCAUUCCUGGUAAAUCGCCUUUUAUUGUCCUCAGUCUGUCGCUUCUUUCCUCUCUCGGAUUCACUUUUGCUCCUCUCAUUCCUCAUUCCCUCAAACCCACACCCCGGCUCUUCAUUACGGGAACAAAAGGUAUACGGGCAGCGGUGAGGCCUGCGCCAUUGUUUGGCCUUUAGCAUGAUUAGAUUAUCUUUUAAAAUCGGCUGAAUAGGGGCGAUCAUUUGGAAGUAAUCCUGACAUAGUGUACGUGUCCGGGACUGAAUGUGUCGUCAAGGAGGCGGGCCAGCAUGCCCGCGAGCAGAUUUAAUGUGCGCUCACAAGAGAGGGGAGAAAACCCCCCCAGGGUACUCAUUUUCUAUCACAACCUCUCCUCCUUUAAUGGCACCUUAAGUCUCGCCUUCAGCACACAUUUAUCUCCCCGCCUGCCCGCUCGUCCUCUGUGGAUACAGCUGCUCCGGCUACUGUGAGUAUCUAUGUGUGCUUGGGAUCAGCGUCUGAGGUUCUUGCUUGUGUCCUGCCGUCUGAGCGUGUCUUUUGUCUGCAGAGCUCUCCAGCCGCAACGUUGAACUUGAACACUUGACUCACACCCCCAAAUGAGGUUUAUUGGCUUCACACAAGAUAUGCAAUGUGCAUCAAAGUAGACAGGUGCAGAAACUUUGGCAGCCCUGUCAUUUUGUUGAUUUGAAUACCUGUAUUUACCUAGCGCUGGUUAAUUGGAACAAGAAAUGGGUUUUAAGCCUUGAAUUUCAUAGAUAGAUGCAUCCAGUCAUCUCAUCGAAGGUAUUUCAGGUGAAUAGUUGCAAGUUGUUUUUCUCUUUGAAUCUCCUGUGAAGACGGGCAACAUGGGGUCCUCCAAACAGCUGUCAAAUGAUCUGAAAAUGAAGAUUGUUGAACACCAUGGUUUAUGCGAAAAAAGCUAUCCCAUAGAUUUCAUCUAUCAGUUUCCAGUGUGAGGAAAAUACACAAACACAGUUAUUGUUAAGGCCAGGAAAAAUAUCAGACAAAGACAGUGAAAGAAAAGCCACAGACCACUUCUGAAGAACUAUAGGAAGACCUCGCCUGAGGUACGCAACAUUUGGGCAAGCAAGCUUCAUUUUGGAAUAAAGUGCUGUGUCACUAUUACUGUACACUCCUGUUAUUCUUUGUUUACACCACAUUGCGCAGGCUAUGGGAUCACUGCAGGGACAUCACUGCUAGCAUAGCGAGCUAACUAGUUAGCCUCUCCAAUUUACUUAUUCUAAACUUAAAGUGUUUUGAAUGGAGUGGGGAAGAAGGACAAAGAAGCCAAAAACUUACCGCUUCCACACGGAAUGAGAGGAGAACCUCCCCCCCCCCACUCGAUCUCAGUCAUGGCAUGUGGGCUCAGUAGCCAGUCUCCAUGUAGCGUGAAAGGUAACGUCAUGUUUCAAGACAUUAAUGAUGCCUAGUGACCAGAAUGCUACAGUACAUAUAUAAUGUGUCUUUCAAUAUUUUAUCAUAAUAAUAUGCCAUAGUCAGCCAUGAAACCGCAAUAAUUUAUUAUUAAUUUUUUUUUAAAUCAGUAUAGCGAGGGACAACUGUAAUCUGAUUACUUGUUUUUUUGCUGAUACCAAUAUUGGAUGGGGACACCCCUACUGAACAGUUCAGCCCAGUACACCAUGGAAAAAUCCUGACCCAUGACAGGCAUACCAGAACACAUCUGGAGGAAUGGGUCACUAUCAGAUAUUGCAGACCGUGUACAGAAACCCAAUCAAAUGUGAACCAUACCAACAAGAACCCUGGCCUUGAUGUUGGACUGCAUCGCAGGCAUAACGCAUGCAGCUCCACCUGCAAGUCAAUUGCGUAUUUCAACACUGAUGGUUAUCACUGCACAGGGAAAUUGGACGAGCUAAUGCAUUUUUUUCUACAUUAGGUGUACUUCCUUCAUUAUCUCGUUCUCCUUCAAACAAAGCGCUCAGCUUCAAGGCCUCAUUUGCAUUGCUGUUAUCCUCCAGGACGAUCCUUUGCAGAAUGUCGCCGUAUGACUUUAAUGCAUACAUAUGAAGAAGGGUAGCCUACAUAGGUUAUAUAAAGUGGAAAAGUGAGUAUUUACGUCCCGAAAUAGUGCAUCGUAAACCUCCCCCUCCAAAGUCAUAGCUGAAUACGUCUUUGCUUCAAUAUUCUUUUUCUUCUCUGCCCCCUCACUUUCUUUCAAUUUGCU
Messenger RNA from Dunckerocampus dactyliophorus (ringed pipefish), 13922 nucleotides. RefSeq names its product coiled-coil-helix-coiled-coil-helix domain containing 3a (gene chchd3a). Gene Ontology annotation, cellular component: mitochondrion; MICOS complex. Bases 123 to 1064 code for a protein of 313 amino acids. Gene Ontology annotation, biological process: inner mitochondrial membrane organization. The transcript is spliced from 5 exons. The record is from RefSeq and is a predicted model, not a curated record. Lineage: Eukaryota; Metazoa; Chordata; Actinopteri; Syngnathiformes; Syngnathidae.